AUGGUAACGGAUGCCCCCGCCCUCACCACCUCCCUCCGGCUCUCCCCCGCCCCAGGUGUAAACGGUGUUCGUUAUAAGGAUUCUCAGGAGAAAGCGGAAGCUUCCUUUCCUAAAACUAUUCUGAACCAAGGAGUUGAUAACCGGUACCUGGUUUUAGCUGUCAGUAUUGUACAGAAUGAAGAGAGAAGCCAUGAAAAACAUCUAAGCAUCACUGCCUCCAAGUCGCUGGAACAUAAAGAAUUGUGCAUCCUUCGGAAUGAUUGGUGCUCUGCUCCAGUAGAGCCAGGAGACAUCAUUCAUUUGGAAGGAGACUAUAAAUCUCAUACUUGGAUAAUUGAUAAAGAUUCGGGAUACUUGAUUUUAUAUCCAGACUUGCUGAUUUCUGGCACAAGUGUAGCCAGUAGUAUUCGAUGUAUGAGAAGAGCUGUUUUGGGUGAAACGUUCAGGAAGUCAGAUCCUGCCACACACCAAAUGCUCACUGGUACGAUUCUACAUGAAGUAUUUCAAAAAGCAGUAAAUGAUAGCUUUGCCCCAGAAAAACUACACGCGCUUGCUUUCAAAACUACUCAAGAAAUAAGGCACCUGAAGGAAAUGUACCGCUUAAAUUUAAAUCAAGAUGAUGUAAAACAUGAAAUAGAGGAGUAUCUUCCUUCCUUUUCUAAAUGGGCUGGAGAUUUUAUGCAUAAGGAUCCUUCAACUGAUUUCCCUCAGAUGCAGUUCUCUCUGCCAAGUGAUGAUAGUAAUAAUUCAACAUGUAAAAUUGAAAUUGUAAAAGCACUGGAUAUUGAAGAAAGUAUUUGGUCCCCUAGAUUUGGAUUGAAGGGCAAAAUCGAUGUUACAGUUGGUGUGAAAAUACAUCGAGGGUAUAAAACAAAAUAUAAGAUAAUGCCAUUGGAACUUAAAACUGGCAAAGAAUCCAAUUCCAUUGAACACCGCAGUCAGGUAAUUCUGUACACACUGCUUAGCCAAGAAAGAAGAGCUGACCCCGAAGCUGGCUUGCUCCUCUACCUCAAGACUGGCCAGAUGUACCCUGUGCCUGCCAAACAUCUAGAUAAAAGAGAACUAUUAAAGCUAAGAAACGAGAUGGCAUUCUCUCUUUCUCACCGUAUAAGCACGUCUGCUUCUGGAAAGCAGAAGACCCAGCUUGCUCCUCUGCCAGAGGUCAUUGAGGACCAGCAAACCUGUAAAUACUGCUCACAAGUGGACAGCUGUGCUCUUUACAGCAGAGCGUUUGAACAACAGAUGGAUGACUGUUCAGUCCCGAGCGGCAUGCUGCCCAAAAUAACAGAAGUAACCCAGCAUCUGACGCCGACACACCUGGCGUAUUUCAGCCUGUGGUGUCUAAUGUUAACUCUGGAAACACAAUCAAAAGAUAGCCAAAAGAAUUACCAAAGUAUAUGGCUAAUGCCCGCUUCAGAAAUGGAGGAGAGAGGCACCUGCGUUGGAAGCCUGGUUAGAACAGAACAUGCAAAGAUCGUUUGUGAUGGGCAAUACUUACAUACUUUGCAACGUAAAAAUGGCGCCGUGCCCAUCACAAAUCUAAUGGCAGGUGACAGAAUUGUCGUAAGUGGAGAAGACAGAACACUCUUUGCUGUGUCUAAAGGAUUUGUAAAGAAGAUUAACACGACAACAGUAACCUGCUUACUAGACAGGGACUUGUCGACACUUCCAGAAGCAACUUUGUUCAGAUUAGACCAAGAAGAAAAGAAUUGUGAUAACGUUACUCCACUGGGAAAUCUUUCUAGACUGAUGGAAAACACUUAUGUCAGCAAAAAACUUCGGGAUUUAAUCAUUGACUUUCGUGAACCUCAGUUUACAUCGUACCUCAGUUCUGUUCUCCCACACGAUGCCAAGGAUACAGUUGCCUCCAUUCUAAAAGGUUUGAAUAAACCUCAGAGGCAAGCAAUGAAAAAGGUACUUCUUUCAAAAGACUACACACUCAUUGUGGGUAUGCCUGGAACAGGCAAGACAACUACAAUAUGUACUCUUGUACGAAUUCUCUAUGCCUGUGGCUUUAGUGUUUUGCUGACCAGCUAUACACACUCUGCUGUUGACAAUAUUCUCUUGAAGUUAGCAAAAUUUAAAGUAGGAUUUUUGCGUUUGGGUCAGACUCAGAAGGUUCACCCGGAUAUACAGAAAUUUACCGAGGAGCAAAUUUACAGAUCCAAGUCCAUUAAAUCUUUAUCUCUUCUGGAAGAACUUUACAAUAGUCAACUUAUAGUUGCAACAACAUGCAUGGGAAUAAAUCAUCCCAUUUUUUCCCGUAAGAUGUUUGAUUUUUGUAUUGUGGAUGAAGCCUCUCAAAUUAGCCAGCCAAUCUGCCUGGGACCACUCUUUUUUUCACGGAGGUUUGUGUUGGUGGGAGAUCAUCAGCAGCUUCCUCCCCUGGUGCUAAACCGGGAAGCAAGAGCUCUUGGCAUGAGUGAAAGCUUAUUUAAGAGGCUGGAACAGAAUACAAAUGCUGUUGUCCAAUUAACUGUGCAGUACCGAAUGAACAGUAAAAUUAUGUCCUUAAGUAACAAGCUGAUAUAUGAGGGAAAGCUGGAGUGUGGAUCUGACAAAGUGGCCCAUGCAGUGAUAAACCUGCCCAAAGUGAAGAAUGUGCUGCUGGAACUCGAUGCCGAUUUUCCUGAAAAUUCUUGGCUUAAUGAAGUACUUGAGCCAAACAAUCCUGUUUGUUUUCUUAAUACAGACAAGAUUCCAGCCCCAGAACAAGUUGAAAAAGCUGGUGUGAGCAACAUAGUGGAAGCCAAACUCAUUGUUUUCUUGACCUCACAGUUUAUUAAGGCUGGAUGUAAGCCAUCUGAUAUUGGUAUCAUUGCACCAUACAGGCAACAAUUAAAGAUAAUCAAUGAUUUAUUGAUAAGUUCUUCUGUUGGGACGGUGGAAGUUAAUACAGUUGACAAAUACCAAGGAAGAGACAAAAGUAUCAUCCUAGUAUCUUUUGUUAGAAAUAAUAUGGAUGGAAAUCUUGGUGAACUCUUGAAAGAUUGGCGACGUCUUAAUGUUGCUAUAACCAGAGCCAAACAUAAACUGAUUCUCCUGGGAUGUGUGCCCUCACUAAACCACUACCCUCCUUUGGAGAGGCUCCUCUGCCAUCUGAACUCGGAAAAAUUAAUCAUUGAUCUUCCAUCAGGAGAACAUGCAAGUCUUUGUCACGCAUUAGGUGCUUCUCAAAGGGGAUAAGACACUGCAUUCCUUCCUCUUUCGCACCCGGCGAUGAUUUCCUCUGGUUAGCACAGACUGUUGGCAUUGUGACUGUGCCGGGAAAGUCUUGCCUGCUCAGACCACGAAGAAACGCGUCCCCAAAGGCGACGAAAUGAAGUAAAGGUGUUCUGUUCAGAGUUCUAGAUUUUUUCCUUUUUGUACAAGUUUACCCAAAACGGAAUUUUAAAUUUAUAGGUAAUUGAAAAUGUGUUAUUGUAUGACUUUGAAGAGCAGAUACAUUUUACCAGCUUCAAAUAUGGAUUAACUUUGAAUUUAAGCCUGAACUUUCAAAUCUAAGUAUUGUGGACUAACAUGGUUUUGUAGAUUUUAUGGUAGAAAUUUUAUUAGUAUUCAAUCUGAGUAAAGAAAGUUGAUUUGCUUAUUGAUUUAAAUAUAGGUAUAGUUUUGUGCUAUGUUUGUAGGUCCCUCAUUCAAAGACCAUUUUGUGUGUUUUUUUCCCCCUACCAUCAGAUACGUUUUUUAGCUUAAAGCUAACCUGUUACAUUAGGACUUAUUAUUUCCAGUAAUGCUUUGUUCCCACUCCACCGUUUUAUUUUCAGUAUCCUAGAGUAGAUUUUUAUUACAAGCAAAUCAUGCUUACCUGCUUUUGAGAGGAAAUAAUGACAAAUUAAAAAUCAUAUUUCUGUUUUCAGCAUGCAUGUUUGUAUGUGCCUCUCCAUUAUUACUGUUUUCCUUUUUAUAUGUGAAGUUUCUUUUUGUAAAGCAAAGUUGCCUCAAAAUCAUUCAUUAUGUGGAGGUGACAGAUUUCACCUCAGUGUUUGUAUGUUCCAGGGAGGAAUUUCCCAUUUCUCUCAAGGACUCUUUGCUUCUACCUCAAAUGGUUUUGAAAAUUUUAUCAUUAAGUUUUCAUUAAAUAAAUUAUUUUCUGUUU
Molecule: messenger RNA, 4099 nt
Organism: Echinops telfairi (small Madagascar hedgehog)
Lineage: Eukaryota; Metazoa; Chordata; Mammalia; Afrosoricida; Tenrecidae
Gene: DNA2
Product: DNA replication helicase/nuclease 2
Exons: 21
Coding region: 1-3186 (1061 amino acids)
Biological process (GO): replication fork reversal
Cellular component (GO): cytoplasm
Molecular function (GO): single-stranded DNA helicase activity; 5'-flap endonuclease activity
Source: RefSeq, a predicted model, not a curated record